UGCGUGCGCCGUACAAAGCAUUUGGCGGGUUUUUCCGGGCUAUACUGUUUUGCUCCCAUCACUGAGAAGCUCGGCGGUGGCUUUUAGGAAGCAGGACGUUCUCCCCAAGAGAACGAACUUCUCAAGCUUUCUGUUUUCUUCCUCUGGGCGUUUGAGGGUUUCCAAAAAAAAGAAAGAAACAGUGUUUCUCCGUGACUGACGACUGGGGCCUUCUGACCGCCUGAGGUCUUGGGCCAUUUGGUCACUCUCCACCUCAGGCCCUCGGAGGGUGAAAGGCUCAGAGGGACCUCGUUCUGCUCAUCGAUCUCCACGCUUGUGGGUUUCUUGGCGUCAGGUCGGAGCUAGGGUGGGCCCGGCCCCGGUCCCCCUCCUGGGUCAUCAUGGCUGUAUCCGCCCAGCUCUUGGUGGAGGAGUUGCACAUCUUCGGCCUAGAAUGCGAGGAGGCUGUGACUGAGAAAUUGGUAGAAUUGUGCAUUCUGUAUGGACAAAAUGAAGAGGGAAUGGCCAGCGAGCUUAUAGCCUUCUGCACCAGCACCCGUAAAGACUGCCUCACCUUAGAGACCCUGAAUUCUUUUGAGCACGAGUUUCUGAGCAAAAGAUUAUCCAGAACCUGGCAUGGCGCCUCCAAGGACAGAGGACACAGGCAUGCAGGACCCAGAGACAUUGUCUCCAUACAAGAGCUAAUUGAGGUGGAGGAAGAAGAGGAGACCCUCUUGAACUCUUACACCACACCCUCUAAGGGUUCUCAGAAGCGAACCAUCACCACCCCAGAAACCCCCCUCACAAAAAGAAGUGUGUCUGCUCGGAGCCCCCAUCAGCUCCUCUCACCGUCGAGUUUCUCUCCAAGUGCUACUCCCCCUCAGAAAUACAGCUCAAGAAGUAACCGGGGAGAAGUGGUUACCUCCUUUGGCUCGGCACAGGGGGUGUCUUGGUCCGGGAGUGGAGGAACUAGUCACCUCAGCCUGAAGGUCUUGGGACAUCCAGAGCCGCUCACCCGGAGCUACAAAUACAUGUUUCAGAAGCUCCCAGACAUUCGAGAAGUUCUGACCUGUAAGAUAGAAGAACUUGGCAGUGAACUCAAGGAACAUUACAAGAUUGAGGCUUUUGCUCCCAUUCUAGUCCCAGCACAGGAGCCCGUUACCCUGCUAGGCCAGAUCGGCUGUGACAGCAACGGGAAGCUGAACCACAAGUCGGUGAUUCUGGAGGGAGAUCUGGAACAUUCCUCAGGCACUCAGAUUCCAGUGGAUCUAUCUGAGCUCAAAGAAUAUUCUCUAUUUCCUGGACAGGUGGUGGUCAUGGAAGGAAUCAACACCACGGGUAGAAAACUCGUUGCCACCAGACUCUACGAGGGUGUGCCGCUCCCGUUCCAUCAGCCCGAUGAAGAGGAUGGAGAUUCUGAGCAGUUCAUGGUCCUGGUGGCCUGUGGGCCAUACACCACAUCUGACAGCAUCACCUUUGACCCCCUGCUCGACCUGAUCACCAUCAUCAACCGCGAUCGACCGGACGUCUGCAUCCUGUUUGGACCUUUCCUGGAUGCUAAGCAUGAACAGGUUGAGAGCUGUCUGCUGACGAGCUCAUUUGAAGAUGUUUUCAAGCAAUGUCUCCGAACAAUUAUUGAAGGAACACGAAGCUCCGGCUCCCACCUCAUCUUCGUUCCAUCGCUGAGAGAUGUGCACCACGAGCCCGUGUACCCACAGCCUCCCUUCAGCUGCUCCGACCUGCUUCGAGAGGACAAAAAGCGAGUGCGGCUCGUGUCCGAGCCCUGCACCCUCUCCAUAAACGGAGUGAUCUUUGGUUUGACGUCCACCGACCUGCUGUUCCACAUGGGGGCCGAGGAGAUCAGUAGUUCUUCUGGAACUUCAGACCGGUUCAGCCGAAUUCUUAAACACAUCCUGACCCAGCGGAGCUACUACCCGCUCUACCCGCCCCAGGAGGACGUGGCCAUCGACUACGAGAACUUCUACCUCUAUGCUCAGCUGCCUGUCACCCCUGACGUCUUCAUAGCCCCGUCAGAGCUGAGAUACUUCGUGAAGGUGGGUUUGAACUCAGCCAUUUCCCAGCAAUGCCAGAACCAGUUCCUUUCUGGACCCCCGGCACUUACUCCUCUUGGGUCUGCUGGUGGGGACGGUGGCCUCGUUCCUUUGCAGGAGCGGGGAGGAGAAAACAAAUCUGUUUGUAUAGUGCUUAAGUAAGUGACGCGCCCUUGCUGCCUGCCGCCACCACCCCACCCCACCUGCGGCAUGGCGCUCAGGCAGCCCAGCCUGGGAGCCCCAGAGGCAGCUAGGAAGGCCCUCUAUCCAUGGCUCUCACCCAUAGCCACCUCGGGUGACCUGGGCUUGCCUGUCCCCUCCCCGAAUUCUGAGGUGAGCUCCCAGCAGCUCUGGGGCACAUCCAGGUUCGGGCCCUCGGCGGGGAAUCUACCCCAUCAACCUCCUCUUGCCAAACCAGAGCCAGUCCGACCUCCGGGGGUAAACCUUCUUUCACGCUGUGAAACCAAUAGAGCAAGUCUGUCUCCACGCUUGGGAAUUGGCUGAGUCACCUUCUUCAUUUUGUUUUGGAGACACAAGAGGCACUCAGAGUUUUCUAGUAAUAAAUUAACAUAUUGGACCGAA
Capra hircus (goat) is the source of this 2612-nucleotide messenger RNA. RefSeq names its product DNA polymerase alpha 2, accessory subunit (gene POLA2). NCBI's taxonomy places the organism in Eukaryota, Metazoa, Chordata, Mammalia, Artiodactyla, Bovidae. Gene Ontology annotation, biological process: DNA replication initiation; DNA replication. Gene Ontology annotation, molecular function: DNA binding. Gene Ontology annotation, cellular component: alpha DNA polymerase:primase complex. The coding region runs from base 381 to 2192 and encodes 603 amino acids. The transcript is spliced from 17 exons. The record is from RefSeq and is a predicted model, not a curated record.